Haemonchus placei is the source of this 855-nucleotide messenger RNA. Lineage: Eukaryota; Metazoa; Nematoda; Chromadorea; Rhabditida; Trichostrongylidae. The record is from the annotation of a GenBank genome assembly.
AUGACGUACAACGAGAAGAACUGGGAAUCGGAGGCUCUCUCUCUGAGGAGAUUCGCCUUUGCCGGUGUAGCUCUCUCCACCGUAGCUACUCUCGUCUGCGUCAUCUCGGUGCCAAUGCUCUACAACUACAUGCAGCACAUGCAGUCAGUUAUGCAAAACGAAGUAGAUUUUUGCAAAUCUCGCUCUGGGAACAUUUGGAGAGAAGUGACCCGUACUCAGGCUCUGGCCGCACCCACCAGGAAAGCGCGUCAGGCAGGUGGCGGAUGCUGCGGGUGCGGCGUCUCUCCAGCAGGACCACCCGGGCCUCCUGGUCAAGAUGGACAGCCCGGAUCAGACGGAGCUCCAGGACAGCCUGGCAAAGAUGGACCUGACGGACCACCACCAACCCCAUCUCCAGCAUAUACUCCUUGCUUCAACUGCCCGGCUGGUCCUCCUGGCCCACCAGGAAAUCCAGGAAGUAAGGGCCAACCUGGAAACCCUGGAUCCGAUGGACAGCCUGGAAAUGCUGGAAACCCAGGCGGUGCAGGACCUAUGGGACCACCAGGUCCUCCUGGAAACGAUGGCAAACCUGGAAAUCCAGGCGCUCCUGGAGCACCUGGUAAGAUGAUGGAGAUGCCAGGCCUACAAGGACCACCCGGACCUCCAGGCCCUGCAGGUCCCCCUGGUCCUGAUGGACAGCCGGGAGCACCUGGAAAGCCUGGUAAUGACGGUCACGCAGGAGAGCCUGGAGACCCUGGAAAACCUGGCGAGCACGGACACAAUGGCGAAGACGGUCAUCACGGUGAAGAUGGAUACAAAGGACCAGAUGGAGGUUGUGACCACUGCCCACCUCCUCGCACUGCUCCUGGUUAUUAG